UUUGUUUGCAACUAUUAUUGGGUGGAAGCGGCAUGCAUGUGUUAGGUUUAAUUAAUUUUGAAAUGUAAAUUGUCCCUUUCCACGUAUUGGAAUUUGGGAUCUUGCGCAAUUAUUUUUUCCAAUUGGUCUCCUUUUUUCCAGCCUUUUCUAUCUUUAUUUAUCAUUGUUGAUUGAUUGAUUAGAUUUUGAAGUGUUUUCUGGAUGAUUAAACUGGAUUGAUUGUUGAUUGUAUAUAUUAUUGGUUGAAGCUGUGGUUCCUCAAAUGCUCGGGUUAACCAGAGCGCGAAAUCAAUCGAGAAACGGUAGAUCUUUGCAUGUUGCAGGCAUGGAUUUCGCUGAUCCAAAGCGGAAAGCUAAUGUCGUAGGUAAAAUAGUCGUAGCUGCUGGGUUAAUUGCAUUUUGCCUUAUUAUGAUCAAGCAGUUUCCAACUUUCAACAGCCCCAGCCAAUUUUCCCGCCGUGAAAUGGGUGUCACUCAUGUCCUGGUAACUGGGGGUGCUGGCUUUAUUGGAUCCCAUGCAGCACUAAGACUUCUAAAAGACUCCUAUCGUGUGACAAUUGUGGACAAUCUUUCUCGUGGGAACCUGGAUGCUGUUAAGAUUUUGCAACAAAUGUUUCCAGAACCAGGAAGACUUCAGUUUGUAUAUGCUGAUCUGGGAGAUGCUAAUGCUGUAAACAAACUUUUCUCAGAAAAUGCUUUUGAUGCUGUGAUGCAUUUCGCUGCUGUUGCUUAUGUUGGAGAGAGCACUCUUGACCCUCUUAGAAAGUACGGUAUCUAAUAGACCUGCACGCAGCACCCGGGUCACAAAAUGGGAAUGAACACCGUGCAACUAGAGAUGGAUCUCUUGAAUGGGCAAAAACUGAUGAAACUGUUCAACAAAGUGUUGAUGUUAUCGACUUCUUAGCUUCACGAUAUCUUGAUAACAAGAAAACUGCUGAAGAAACGGAGCAGCAAUUCUAGAAUUCUUCAGCCAUUGAUUACAGUUUGAAAGAUGGAGAGACCCUUGUUCUUCAGUUAAAAAGUAAGCUCGUUAUUUGUCUGUUUCCUCACUGAUUAAAUAAAUAAUUUGCUACUCGAAUGAAUGAUAAUCUGUUUAUGCUCAACAUUUUAUUGUUAGAAACCUAGUGGCAAUAUAAAGCUGAAAUCCUUUGAUGAGGGUGUGAACAACCUAUGAAUAACAGAUAAAAGUAAAGCUAAAGCUCCCUUGUUUUCUAUCAGAGCACCUCCUCCUCCACCAGGGGCGGACCUACAUGGACCUUGAGGGGACCAAAGGGACUCCCAUUUUCUGAAAAAAUAAACCAGGAAUCUAUAUAUUCUUGCUUAAUGUCCGCUCAAAAUAAUAAUAAAUUGGUGUAUCUUAGUGGUUAAUCUACUUGCUGUAACUCUAUCCUUUGAACGCAGAAGUCUUGUGUUCGAGUCCCGACCCUACACUCUUCAAAGCUAUUACACUCUUUCCCUUACCCGUGACCAUUCAUCUUCAUGGUUUCUUACUUUCUAAAAUGUUUUUGGCUUUAUUUUUUACUUUUACCAUUUUCUGAUGUUUUCAUGAUUUAUUUCUUGCUCUUCUCUUGUUUUUUUUUCUUCUGAUUUUAGUACCGUAUUUAUAUUUUAUAAUUGCUUAAUUUCAUUGCAUUUUUUAGGGGUCUAAUUAUAUAAUAACAAUAUGCCCCACAAGUAUUGAAAAAGAUGCAACUUUUUUUUAUACAAUAGUGUAGUUUUGUCAUUCUUUUUGUUAGUAAUUUGUAAUGAAUCAGAUUUCUUAUAACAUGUAAAAACUCAUCGUAUACACUCGUAAUAAUUUUUUUCUUGAGAUGAAUCGCUGUAAAUUAUUGUUUGGACUGAUAUAUUGAUUUCUAUUGCUCUUAAGACUACACACAAAUUCCUAAAUCUUCACUGCAUAAUUUUGUUAUGGAUAUUAAGAAAAUUUAUUACCUAACGUUCCCUAAUUCCCCUUAACAAAAGGGGUAAAAUAGAAGGAUAAGCAAUUUUGUUUUUUAAAAAAGUAAAAAGUUGGACCCCCAUUUCUAUAUUACUGAGUCCACCACAGUCCUCCACCACCAACCCUCUCACCAACUUCUUCUCCUAAAACUCCUAGAUCCCCAAGUUCUAAUCCUAAUAAAAUAUUCGAAGAGGAGAAAGAAGAUCCCAGUAAAGAGUAGGUUCAACCUGAUUUUAAUUUUAAGGAAAAUCAAAGUUCAGAAGAUACAACAGAUGAGGACUUUAGGGAUUUUCAAGCAGCUGGAUGGUUUUUUAACUUGUAUAAAUAAACUUCUGUUCAUAAAUGAAAUUUCUUUCGGACAAGGCUGGUGUACAUUGUGCAUGAUCAAGUCUAUGCUAUGCGAAUUUUUAAGGCAUGGCAACGUUCAGAAGGUGAGGAAAGGAGAAAAGAUUGAUAUUUACACAGAUGUGUGGUGAUGGUGAGUAGUUAAAUUGUUAACUUUUGGCUUAACCCAACUUUUUCGCUCGUUUAUGUGAUUGAUAGUUGAUAGACGACAUACAACGGGAAACAGGUACUGUAAUACCCAUAUUUUUAGGGAUUUUAUUAAUCAUUUUAUGCAUUUUUUUUAAUAUAUAUUUGAUAUUAAAUUAUUUUGGAGGGAAAAAUAUUCAAAUAUUUUGGAGGGAAAAUAUUCAAAUGUAAACAUUAUUUUCAAAACUGAAUUAAAUUAUAUUUUUCAUAUUUUAUUAAUUCCUAAUUCUAUUAGGAAUCAAUUUUGGAGAAAAAGAGUUUUAAUCAACUUAAAAUUAUUUUAUAAAUCCAAAAAUUACGUUUAGUAUUUUAUAAAAUCAGUUUUAUAUUAUAUGAUAUUUAUGAGAAUAUAUUUCGGAAUUUGUUUUGGAAAAAUAAGAUAAUUCUAUUUAAAAUUGGAUUUAAAGAGUUUUACCAAUUCAAAAUUCCCUAAAAAUCCGAAUUCUUUGAGAUAAAUUCUGAAAAUUUCAGGAUAAAUCUUAAUUAAUUAUUCAAGCCUCUGUUUAAAAUUUCGUGAUUUUAUCUUUUAUAUUUCUAUUUUAAACGAUUUUACUCUAAAUCGAAUAUCACCAAAAUCAUGACUAGAUUCAGAAUCCUAUCACAACUUGAACACCAACCACGGCCAUACCCCUUAGGGUUCCAUUAUAACCCUAACCCUAAUCCUACACCUAUAAAUACCCCCUACUUCAUUCAUAAUUCCUCACACCAAAAGUUGAGAGUUUUCCCAAGCCCGCUCUUAAACUUCUUCUCCCUCUUUGGCUCUAAACCUUCUUACCUAAAACCCUUACACAACCACCACGACACCCCCGCCGUGCACUCCUUGCCGCCGACGUCUACCUUUUGGUGUCGUGACUUCCACACCCCAAUUGUUUUCAAAGCCUUCUCUUUUACGGUCAGUUUUUACUAUUUAAAGUCUUCUAAAUUAAUGCCGUAAUUUUUAAAAAGUUUAUUUUUAAAACCAUAGUUCUAAAUUUUGAUUUAUAAUACUAUUAUUAUGCAUUCAUAACUCAUGAAUUAAAUUUAUGUCCAUUAGAUUUAUUUUUAUUAAUUUAAUUGUUUAAUCAUGAAUUAAUUAGGGUUUUAUUUAUUAAUUGUUAGGAACUCGUGAGUGAUCCGUAGUAUGAUCAAAUUUAUCUUUGUGUGAGGUAUUAUUUAAUCAAGUUUUCAGGAACUUGAUGUGAUGAUGUGACAUGCUUGCAUACGGGAUUAAUGGAGAGUUCACUAGUUAGGAUUUAUUUUUCUAAGUUGGUUUCAUUUGUGAGUUCAGAUUUUAGUAUUUUAAUUUCAAGGGUUUAUUCAAUAUACACUAUUACUAUUUCGAUUAUCAUUAUUCAAUAAAAAAAAAAAGUAUUGAGUUA
This is a messenger RNA of Spinacia oleracea (spinach), 3828 nucleotides long. Its product is annotated as UDP-arabinose 4-epimerase 1-like. The transcript is spliced from 9 exons. Lineage: Eukaryota; Viridiplantae; Streptophyta; Magnoliopsida; Caryophyllales; Amaranthaceae. The record is from RefSeq and is a predicted model, not a curated record. Bases 263 to 778 code for a protein of 171 amino acids.